Molecule: messenger RNA, 1672 nt
Organism: Coregonus clupeaformis (lake whitefish)
Lineage: Eukaryota; Metazoa; Chordata; Actinopteri; Salmoniformes; Salmonidae
Gene: tp53
Product: tumor protein p53
Exons: 11
Coding region: 202-1383 (393 amino acids)
Biological process (GO): regulation of transcription by RNA polymerase II; apoptotic process; protein tetramerization
Cellular component (GO): nucleus
Molecular function (GO): RNA polymerase II cis-regulatory region sequence-specific DNA binding; DNA-binding transcription factor activity, RNA polymerase II-specific; protein binding
Source: RefSeq, a predicted model, not a curated record
GGUCAAAUUUAGGGGAUUCCCCAACGCGUGGACGAAAAGUAUAGAAAUAUUGUGCUGGCAAAAUAGAUACUUAACACCCCCGGCAGAAAUACAUGUGAAUUUUUAACUGUGCAAUCAGGAGUUUCGGGGUAAUAAGAUCGGAGAAGCUCCGGUUGGCUUUGCUUCCCUCUGUGCUGCUUUGAGGUGCUAGAGAAAGCCAUCAUGGCUGAUCUUGUGGAGAACGUGUCUCUUCCCCUCAGCCAGGAGUCUUUCGAGGACCUGUGGAAAAUGAAUUUGAACCUGAUGGAAGUUCAACCACCUGUAACCGAGGCUUGGGUGGAAUAUGAUAAUUUCAUGAUGGAGGCCCCUCUCCAGGGGGAGUUUGAUCAGAGUCUGUUUGAGGUGUCUGCACCCCAGCCCUCCAUCUCUACCCUGGACACUGGCUCUCCACCUACCUCCACCGUACCAACCACCUCUGACUACCCCGGGGCCCUGGGGUUCCAGCUACGUUUCCUCCAGUCCAGCACAGCCAAGUCCGUCACUUGCACAUAUUCUCCAGACCUGAACAAGUUGUUCUGCCAGUUGGCAAAGACUUGUCCAGUUCAGAUUGUGGUGGACCACCCCCCUCCUCCGGGGGCAGUGGUACGAGCCCUGGCCGUCUAUAAGAAGUUGAGCGACGUGGCUGACGUGGUGAGACGCUGUCCUCACCACCAGAGCACCAGCGAGAACAAUGAAGGUCCUGCCCCACGAGGUCACCUGGUCAGAGUUGAGGGGAACCAGCGAGCAGAGUAUAUGGAGGAUGGUAACACUCUGAGACAGAGCGUGCUCGUCCCCUAUGAGCCGCCUCAGGUGGGAUCAGAGUGUACCACUGUGCUAUACAACUUCAUGUGCAACAGCUCCUGUAUGGGUGGGAUGAACCGCAGACCCAUCCUCACCAUCAUCACCCUGGAGACACAGGAGGGGCAGCUCCUGGGCCGGCGCUCCUUUGAGGUGCGUGUGUGUGCCUGUCCUGGUCGAGACAGGAAGACAGAGGAGAUCAACCUGAAGAAGCAGCAGGAGACAACCCUGGAGACCAAGACCAAGCCUGCCCAGGGAACCAAACGCUCUGUGAAGGAGGCCUCCCUGCCUGCCCCUCGGCCUGAAGUCAGUAAGAAGACCAAGUCCUCCUCCCCUGCUGUGAGUGACGAUGAGAUCUACACUCUUCAGAUCCGAGGGAAGGAGAAAUAUGAGAUGCUGAAGAAGCUCAAUGACUGUCUUGAACUGAGUGAGUUGGUGCCUGCUGCCGACGCUGACAAAUACCGUCAGAAACGCCUCACCAAGAGAGUUGCCAAACGGGAACUCGGAGUGGGGCCAAAGAAAGGGAAGAAACUACUGGUGAAGGAGGAGAGGAGCGACUCUGACUGAGAAGGAGAGCGAGUCGUCCCAUGUCAUUUCAGCAAGCCAUGACACCCACCAUCCGAUUGUUCUGAAAUUGUUUAUUUAAUUAGAAACAGGUAAGAUUGGCAUUCCUAAAACAUUAUUUUGUUGAAAUGUCAUUUUAUCUUGGCGAAAUUAAGCUAAUUGAUUGCACCCAAAUUGGCCGUUUUUAAUUGAUAGGAUUCAGAUCAUAUUUAAGAAAUAUAGUACCCAACAUCCGAUUUGGAUCAAACUUCUUCCUACCAAUGAGUAAGACAUGAAUAUCAAAAGCCACCCA